This is a messenger RNA of Miscanthus lutarioriparius, 1467 nucleotides long. NCBI's taxonomy places the organism in Eukaryota, Viridiplantae, Streptophyta, Magnoliopsida, Poales, Poaceae. The record is from the annotation of a GenBank genome assembly.
AUGGCGGAGCCCGCCACGGCGUCGGCGUCGGGGAGGAAGACGCGGGUGGGCCCGUACGAGGUCGGCAAGACCAUCGGGGAGGGCAGCUUCGCCAAGGUGAAGCACGCCCGCGACUCCCGCACCGGCGCCGUCCGCGCCAUCAAGGUGCUCGACCGCAACCACGUCCUCCGCCACAAGAUGGUCGAGCAGAUGAAACGGGAGAUUUCGACUAUGAAGCUAAUCAAACAUCCUAAUGUGGUCCAGCUGCAUGAGGUUAUGGCGAGUAGAACGAAGAUAUACAUGGUUCUUGAAUUUGUUGAUGGAGGCGAGUUAUUCGAUAAGAUCGUCAAUUCUGGAAGGCUAGGAGAGGAUGAAGCUAGGAUAUACUUUCAUCAACUUAUAAAUGCAGUUGAUUAUUGCCAUAGCCGAGGAGUGUACCAUAGAGAUCUGAAGCCAGAGAAUCUGCUUCUGGAUUCACAUGGAGCUCUUAAAGUUUCAGACUUCGGCCUAAGUGCAUUUGCACCACAAACAAAAGAGGACGGGCUUCUGCAUACUGCUUGUGGAACUCCAAACUAUGUAGCACCUGAGGUGCUUGCUGAUAAAGGCUAUGAUGGUAUGGCUGCAGAUGUAUGGUCCUGUGGCAUAAUCUUAUUUGUUCUUAUGGCCGGAUACUUACCCUUUGAUGACGCCAAUCUGAUGAGACUGUACAAACUGAUCUGCCAAGCAAAUGUUUCUUGCCCGCCAUGGUUUUCUUCUGGAGCGAAGAAGUUUAUUAAGCGCAUUCUCGAUCCUAAUCCUGAUACCAGGAUCACAAUUGCAGAAAUUUUGGAAAAUGAAUGGUUCAAAAAAGACUAUAAACCACCAUGUUUUGAACAAGGUGAAGAUGUUAGCCUUGACGACGUUGAUGCUGCAUUCAAUGAUUCAGAGGACCGUCUUGUGUCAGAGAAAAGAGAAAAACCAGAAUCCAUGAAUGCAUUUGCUCUUAUUUCGAGGUCACAGGGCUUCAACCUUGGAAAUUUGUUUGAAAAGGAGAUGAUGGGAAUGGUAAAGAGGGAAACAUCUUUCACGUCUCAAUGCACAGCACAGGAAAUCAUGACAAAAAUAGAGGAUGCAUGUGGGCCACUUGGUCUCAACGUGCGGAAACAAAAUUACAAGAUGAAAUUGAAAGGUGACAAAUCUGGAAGAAAAGGUCACUUAUCUGUUGCAACUGAGGUUUUUGAGGUUGCUCCAUCACUCCACAUGGUUGAGCUUCGUAAAACUGGAGGAGACACAUUGGAGUUCCACAAUUUCUACAAGAAUUUCUCAUCAGAGCUGAAAGAUAUCGUGUGGAAAGCUGAAUCUGACGCAAUUGUACACAAUCCAUAUGAAGAGGCCCUCCCUGAGAUGCUCCAAACACUGCAAUGGGAUGUCAAAAUAGCUAUCCUGAAUGCUUUGGUUGUCACCGGGGUUGAGUGCCUUUCUUUUAUGAAAAUGGCGAAUGAUGUAUGA